AUGGCCCUCGAAGACCACGCCGUCGAGCUCCGCAGCCGCACCAUGACCCCUCUCCCGAGUGCGCAGUGGGAGGAACUGAGCAUGCGCGUCGAGUCCUCUGCUCGCGCGGGCGCCUUUCGCCGCCCGUCCUCGACCGGCAACCUCUCCUCGCUCACGACCAUGACACCGGCGACCACCUCGCGGCCUGUCCCCGUGCCCAACGCCGACCGCGGGCUUCUGCGCCGCAUGUCUUCGACCUUUUCAGCCGCCGGCGCCGUCUCCCUCGGCGUGCAGGAGUGGCCGACCGACUGGCGCACCGACUGGGCCACGAGGCGGACCUUUGCCCCUAGCUCGCCCGAGAGCGUCUCGUCCGUCUCGUCCGUCUCGUCCGUCGCGUCCUCUGCGCCCGCCUCUGCCCCCGUGUGGCCCCAGGCUACCGCCCAAAAACCCAUGAACGCCCGCCGCGACAGCCUGCACUCGCAGGAACAGGAGUGCGUCAUGGACAUGCCAACAUCAUGGACAACGACCUCUGCCUUCCCAGUGACAAUCCCGACUUCUGCCGAACCGACCCCAACUAUCUCCCAUCCCCGCCCAUCACUUUUCCCCGCACGCAAUGGCUCCGAAUGGUCCAAUCUCCCCCGUUUCAUGACUCGCAUACGACGAGUCAGGUGGCCUGGUGCGCACAGCAGGCGAGUUGGUGCUGGUCUCGCUCGUGCCCGACAUCGUGGACGAAGUGUGCUUCAAGCUGGCCGUGCUGGACAAGAUCCUCGAGGUGCCGAGUCUGAGCUGCCCCCUAACUCGCCCGACCCGCCUGCAUUGCAAAGCAUUGCACCUUUCCUCCGUUCGGCGCUGUACGCCUGGUCAACCCUCGUCUGCAUCAAGGACCGUCCCGCUCGUCGGCAUCUCUACGCUCAACCACGUACUGAAGCAUCGGUGAGAGCACUGUGUGUGGACGACUUUGGUCGCUUUGCGGGCAAGUAUUACGCCGUCUCCACCAUCGCCUUUUGGCGAGGCAGCGACGAUGAGAUCGCCACGGAGCCCGUGUUCCGAGAGGCUGAGCCGCUCCCGGAAGAGCUUGUGCCAGUGUCACGAAAGUGA
Trichosporon asahii var. asahii CBS 2479 is the source of this 1077-nucleotide messenger RNA. RefSeq lists its product as uncharacterized. The transcript has 4 exons. The record is from RefSeq and is a predicted model, not a curated record. The coding region runs from base 1 to 1077 and encodes 358 amino acids. Lineage: Eukaryota; Fungi; Basidiomycota; Tremellomycetes; Trichosporonales; Trichosporonaceae.